Papilio polytes (common Mormon) is the source of this 1619-nucleotide messenger RNA. It is a transcript of the gene pont, whose product is annotated as ruvB-like helicase 1. The transcript is spliced from 10 exons. Gene Ontology annotation, molecular function: ATP hydrolysis activity; DNA helicase activity; ATP binding. Gene Ontology annotation, cellular component: Swr1 complex; R2TP complex; Ino80 complex. The record is from RefSeq and is a predicted model, not a curated record. Bases 107 to 1477 code for a protein of 456 amino acids. Gene Ontology annotation, biological process: box C/D snoRNP assembly; chromatin remodeling; regulation of transcription by RNA polymerase II. NCBI's taxonomy places the organism in Eukaryota, Metazoa, Arthropoda, Insecta, Lepidoptera, Papilionidae.
UAAAUUUUCCUCGCCAUUAUUGACGAGUGAUUGGUUUUUGUGCAGUUUAUCUUAAUUCUAACGUCUUUAAAAUUUUAGACAUUAUAAUACAAGAUUAGGUUGCAAAAUGAAAAUCGAAGAAGUUAAGAGUACUGCUAAAACCCAAAGAAUAUCGGCUCAUAGUCAUAUUAAAGGCUUGGGGUUGGACGAAAAUGGGGUACCUAUUCAAAUGGCAGCCGGUCUCGUGGGCCAAGAAUCUGCUAGAGAGGCUGCCGGAAUAGUAGUAGAUAUGAUAAGAAGUAAGAAGAUGGCUGGCCGAGCAUUGCUUUUGGCAGGUCCUCCUGGUACUGGGAAAACAGCUAUUGCAUUAGCUAUAGCUCAGGAACUAGGUAACAAAGUGCCAUUCUGCCCUAUGGUCGGGAGUGAGGUUUACAGUACAGAGAUAAAAAAGACUGAAGUUCUAAUGGAGAACUUUCGCAGAGCCAUUGGUCUCCGUAUUCGGGAGACUAAGGAAGUAUUUGAGGGUGAAGUUACAGAGCUUACACCAGUGGAAACAGAAAACCCUGGUGGAGGAUAUGGGAAAACAGUUUCACAUGUUAUAAUUGGUUUGAAAACGGCAAAAGGUACAAAGCAAUUGAAGUUAGAUCCCACCAUAUAUGAGUCACUGCAGAAAGAAAAAGUAGAAGUAGGAGAUGUCAUCUAUAUUGAAGCUAACUCUGGUGCAGUAAAGCGCCAAGGACGAAGUGACACUUUUGCUACGGAAUUUGAUCUUGAGGCGGAAGAAUAUGUCCCAUUGCCAAAAGGUGAUGUUCAUAAAAAGAAGGAGGUUGUACAAGAUGUUACUCUACAUGACUUGGACUGUGCCAACGCCAGACCACAGGGAGGUCAUGACAUUAUGUCAGUCAUGGGUCAGCUAAUGAAGCCAAAGAAAACUGAAAUUACAGAUAAAUUAAGAAAAGAGAUCAAUAAAAUAGUCAAUAAAUAUAUAGACCAAGGUAUUGCAGAGUUGGUUCCCGGUGUUCUCUUCAUUGAUGAGGUUCACAUGUUGGAUAUAGAAACAUUCACAUAUCUGCACCGCGCGUUGGAGUCAGCCAUCGCUCCUAUUGUCAUCUUUGCUACUAAUCGGGGACGCUGUCAAAUAAGAGGCACAGAAGAUAUAAUAUCUCCACAUGGAAUACCUCUAGAUCUUUUGGACAGACUGUUGAUUAUUCGUACUUUACCUUACAAUAAAGCUGAGCUCUUACAGAUUCUAAAGUUACGCGCAACCACGGAAGGCAUAGCAAUUGAAGAAGAUGCCUUAGCAGCUCUCUCGGAAAUUGGUGCCAAUAGUACAUUGAGAUACGCGGUGCAGCUGCUGACGCCGGCGUGGCUGUCGGCGCGCGCGGAGGGCGGGGCGCGCAUCGCGGCGCCGCACGUGGCCGCCGUGCACACGCUCUUCCUCGACGCCAAGUCCUCCGCGCGCAUCCUCACACAGCACUCCGAUAAGUACAUGAAGUAGUGUUGUACUAAAAAAGUAUUGCCUUUCACAUAAUGUUUGCGCCGUUUUGUAACGUAUGUUCUCAUGCAAAAAUUUUUUUUAAUAUGAAUUUUCACUAAAGAAAUCGCGAAUUUAUUUUGUACUAGCGGUCAGCCACCGAAUG